AUGUUCGGCCUACUUUCAAAAGAUCUUACAAAUGUUAAACCCAAUUACGAAGCUAUGAUUAAAGGAGGCUUGUUAAAGGUUACUGAUAUGGGUAUAACUCAUGUUCCCAUGCAAAAUGCUCUCAAAGGAGGACGGGGUGGCAGUGAAGUAGUUCCUAAGUUGCCAGCGCAUGGUUAUCCAUUGGAACACCCGUAUAAUAAGGAUGGAUACAGAUAUAUAUUAGCUGAACCUGACCCACAUGCGCCAUUCCGACAGGAAUUUGAUGAAAGCUCAGAUUGGGCCGGAAAACCAAUUCCUGGAUGGUUAUAUAGAGCAUUGAUUCCGGCUAAUGUUCUCUUAACACUACAUGAUCGGGCACCACAAAUAAAAAUAUCUGAAGACAGAUUAGCUGCAACAGGUGAUAAAGGUUACUGCAUGGUGAGAGCCACUCAUGGGGUCACUCGUGGAUGUUGGUAUUGGGAAGCUACUAUUGAAGAAUUACCUGAGGGUGCGGCUGUUCGACUUGGAUGGGGUCAAGAAUUAGCAAACUUGCAAGCACCUUUGGGUUAUGACAAAUUUGGAUACAGCUGGAGAUCACGAAAAGGAACAAGAUUCCAUGAAUCAAUUGGUUCACGUUACAGUGAGGGCUAUGGAGAAGGAGAUGUGUUAGGAUUUAUGAUUAUAUUGCCAGAUACUCGUGAUGUUAAUCAUACACCAAAUACUUACAAAGAUAGAAUGUCAGAAAAAGCUGAAGAAGCAAUAAGUGAGCAAACCAUGGCCGACUUGAUGUAUUUAACUGAAAAUGAUGGCAAAUUAAGAUUAGACAACCUUUGA
This is a messenger RNA of Ctenocephalides felis (cat flea), 813 nucleotides long. RefSeq names its product set1/Ash2 histone methyltransferase complex subunit ASH2-like. Gene Ontology annotation, molecular function: protein binding; transcription cis-regulatory region binding. The transcript has 7 exons. Bases 1 to 813 code for a protein of 270 amino acids. Gene Ontology annotation, cellular component: Set1C/COMPASS complex. NCBI's taxonomy places the organism in Eukaryota, Metazoa, Arthropoda, Insecta, Siphonaptera, Pulicidae. The record is from RefSeq and is a predicted model, not a curated record.